Messenger RNA from Hydra vulgaris (swiftwater hydra), 534 nucleotides. RefSeq names its product piggyBac transposable element-derived protein 2-like. The record is from RefSeq and is a predicted model, not a curated record. Lineage: Eukaryota; Metazoa; Cnidaria; Hydrozoa; Anthoathecata; Hydridae.
AUGGCUGAGUAUUCAACAGAAGUGGAUAGAAUCAACCUUACAUUUGUACAGUGGUAUGACAAUAAAGAAGUCAACCUGCUUUCGACAUACGUGGUUACAGAGCCCAAAAUUAUAGUCAAGCGAUGGUUUUCGGCUGAGAAAACUAGGAAGGAAAUUGACUGCCCACAGAUUAUCUCCACUUACAACCAGCAUAUUGGUAGUGUUGAUUUGCUGGAUAGUCUGAUGGGACUUUAUCGUAUCACUAUCCGCUCAAAAAAAUGGUAUCAUAGGUUAUUUUUUCAUUAUUUGGACAUGGCUGUGGUGAAUGCAUGGCUAUGGUACAGGCGUGCCCAUUCGCAAAAAAGCAGCUCAUCACAAACACUUAGAUUGGAAGAGUUCAAAGCUGAAAUCGCAGAAGGUUUAUGCAAAGCAGGAAAAGGAGCAAGCAAAAAGAGAACUGCAGGUCGUCCAAGUUUGGACAGUCAAAUAAAGAAGGCACGACAUCGGCAGUCUUUGCCCAUUGCUGAUGUUCGCACAGAUGACACGAGCCAUUGA